Messenger RNA from Penicillium coprophilum, 1395 nucleotides. RefSeq names its product Zinc finger C2H2. The transcript has a single exon. The record is from RefSeq and is a predicted model, not a curated record. The coding region runs from base 1 to 1395 and encodes 464 amino acids. Lineage: Eukaryota; Fungi; Ascomycota; Eurotiomycetes; Eurotiales; Aspergillaceae.
AUGAAUACCCACCCACGUUUGCCGAGGCGCAAAAGCCGCUACAUUCUCCAGAGGUCCGGGAACCAGGUCAUUCCGAAGUUCAUUCCCGACCCAAUUGGUCCGUGUGACCCUCUUCAGCGGUGGCGGAACUCUCCUCCCGAGGAUGAGCCAGCAUCUAUGUCUGCUAUCGCUGAUGCCAUCCAUAAGUCGGAAGAUGCCGGAGGUCGAAUAUAUAAUGGCAAAGACCGGCCCCCUCAGGGGCCAUAUCCUCAAUUCUGCCACUACCGCCGGCCUAAUUCACUAGCUAGCUCCAAUAGUGGCUCGAGUGCUUCAUCUUGGCCAAGUGUUACAUCAACAAGAUCUGCAACAACACAGGAUCCACUGGCACCUCAAGACCACGUUGGCCAUCGCCGUAUUCACAAGAACAGACAGGAUCAAAAGAAACCAGACGAUGCUAGCAAGCGUAUAUUUUGCUGCACCUUUUGUUGCGACAGAUUCAAGAACAAGUACGAUUGGGUCCAUCAUGAGAAAUCACUCCAUCUGAAUCUGGAUAGUUGGGUGUGCGCACCGCACGGUGUUGCUCCGAUUUCACCCUUGACUGGCAGACGACAAUGUGCCUAUUGCCUUUGCUUGGAACCAUCGGUUGAACAUCUCGACCAGCACAGCUCUCAGCUAUGUUCAGAUGGGACCCGCACGUUUCGUCGAAAAGAUCACCUCGUCCAACAUCUUCGACAGUGCCAUCAGCUCAACACAAUACCGCCGAUUGCAGACUGGAAAACCCCUUCUCCCACUGUGACAUCUCGUUGUGGCUUUUGCAGUCACCGGCUCAUCAAUUGGGAUGAGCGUUCUGAGCAUUUGGCCUCACAUUUUCGUGAAGGUUUGACGAUGAAUGAAUGGCGAGGGGAUCAUGAUCUUCCGGCAUCCAUUGCGUCCAAGAUUACCAAUGCUUUACCCGUGUAUCUGAUUGGGUCAGAAUCUAAAACCAUGGUUCCUUUCUCAGCAACCAAUGCCACCGUGAAAGACCAUUUCGCCCAAAUUUCACGGCGGGCAGACUCUACUAUUGAUGCGACGGUUGACACCCCUAAUGAGGCGUCGUUAGAAUCCUCAUUUCAGCAACUUCAAUCGUACGACACACCUCUGCAUACUUUCACGGAAAUAUUGACUUCUCAUCUGGCUCGGUAUUCCCGGAAGCAAAUGAGCUUGGGUAUCUUGCCUACUGAUGAAAUGUUUCAACAAGAGUCGAGACGACUGCUCUACGACUCCGAGAAUCCUUGGAAUCAGACCAUCGCUGAUAAUCCAGAAUGGAUAUUUAAUUUCAAACGACAAUAUAUUGAGCAAACAGAUAGUGCUGAAUCAACAGGACAAACAGCUCCGCAUGCGAUGGAACCGCCCCACCAUGGUGCAAUGCUCCGCUAG